Molecule: messenger RNA, 3267 nt
Organism: Sorghum bicolor (sorghum)
Lineage: Eukaryota; Viridiplantae; Streptophyta; Magnoliopsida; Poales; Poaceae
Product: probable xyloglucan glycosyltransferase 3
Exons: 6
Coding region: 566-2848 (760 amino acids)
Cellular component (GO): Golgi apparatus
Molecular function (GO): glycosyltransferase activity
Source: RefSeq, a predicted model, not a curated record
CUAGCCGACUCCAUGAGGCUUUACUCUGGUGCCUAGAGUCUGGAGCCUGUAGUACAGCAGUAGCAACCGCAACCAAGCCAAGCUACUCACUACUACUCUCCACUGUAUCUCUACUAUCCUCAAACUCGACAAGCCACACUGUGUGUGAGCUCAUCUCUAGACACCAGAGUGUGUGCUCUUGUGAGAGUGUGUGCGUGCCAGCGGAAGUCCGUGUGUGGCUCUGUGUGCAUUGCCUCGUCCGAGGCAGUAGUACUCGUCACACCGUACCUUUCUUGGAUCUGAAGCUCAGAAGAAGCUAGGCUUCUCUCAUCAGGUUACAAGGUGUUUAAGUUCACCUGAGGUAAGAAACUGAAAGAUCUAGACAGCAGCAGCUGCUGCUGCUAGCAGCUAUAGCACCAUCACUUCACUAGCACAACUGAAGGUCUUCGAUCGAAAGGCCAGGCCAAGGAGGAGGCUGUGUGGUGCUCUCCGGAGCAACACGAUUAAACGGCUGCAAACUCCUCCGACAGCCAAAACUGAUCGGGAGAUCGAUCGGCCGCGCUCUAGCUAGCCCCCACGUGCAGCCAUGGCGCCGCCGAGCUCGUGGUGGGGCAGCGAUCAGGAGCAGCACGGCACGCCGGUGGUGGUGAAGAUGGACAACCCUUACUCCCUUGUGGAGAUCGACGGUCCCGGCAUGCCGCCCUCCGACAAGGCCCGGGGCAAGAACGCGAAGCAGUUCACGUGGGUGCUGCUCCUGCGCGCGCACCGCGCCGUGGGUUGCGUGGCGUGGCUGGCCGGCGGGUUCUGGGGCGUCCUGGGCGCCGUGAACCGCCGCGUUCGCCGGAGCCGCGACGCCGACGAGGAGCCGGACGCCGAGGCCUCGGGCCGUGGCCGGGUCAUGCUGCGGUUCCUGCGCGCCUUCCUGCUGCUCUCCCUGGCGAUGCUGGCCCUGGAGACGGUGGCGCACCUCAAGGGGUGGCAGUUCCCGCAGCACCUGCCGGGGAACCUGCAGGAGCUGGAGGAGCAGCUGCAGCACCUCCCCGAGCACCUGCGCCACCUCCCCGAGAACCUCCGGCAGCUUCCCGACCACCUCCGCGUGCCGGAGCGGCAGGAGAUCCAGGGCUGGCUGCACCGCGCGUACGUGGCCUGGCUGGAGUUCCGCGUCGACUACAUCGCCUGGGCCAUCCAGAAGCUGUCCUGCUUCUGCAUCCUGCUCUUCAUGGUCCAGUCCGUGGACCGCAUCGUGCAGUGCCUCGCCUGCUUCUGGAUCAAGAUCCGCGGCAUCAAGCCUCGUAUCCCGCCGCCGGCGUCCGCCGGCAAGAAGAAGAAGCCUCGUCGGAAGAGCGCGGAUGUCGAGAACGGUGAAGCCGACGACGACGCCGACGGCUACUUCCCCAUGGUGCUCAUCCAGAUGCCCAUGUGCAACGAGAAAGAGGUGUACGAGACAUCGAUCUCGCACGUGUGCCAGAUGGACUGGCCGCGGGACCGGCUGCUGAUCCAGGUGCUGGACGACUCGGACGACGAGGUGUGCCAGAUGCUGAUCAGGGCGGAGGUGACCAAGUGGAGCCAGCGCGGCGUCAACAUCAUCUACCGCCACCGCCUGUCGCGCACCGGCUACAAGGCCGGCAACCUCAAGUCCGCCAUGGCCUGCGACUACGUCAAGGACUACGAGUUCGUCGCCAUCUUCGACGCAGACUUCCAGCCCAACCCGGACUUCCUCAAGCUCACCGUGCCACACUUCAAGGAGGACCCGGAGCUUGGUCUGGUCCAGGCUCGUUGGAGCUUCGUGAACAAGGACGAGAACCUGCUGACCCGGCUGCAGAACAUCAACCUGUGCUUCCACUUCGAGGUCGAGCAGCAGGUCAAUGGCGUCUACCUCAACUUCUUUGGCUUCAACGGCACGGCCGGCGUGUGGCGCAUCAAGGCCCUCGAGGACUCCGGCGGCUGGAUGGAGCGCACCACCGUCGAGGACAUGGACAUCGCCGUCCGCGCACACCUCAACGGCUGGAAGUUCAUCUUCCUCAACGACGUCAAGGUCCUCUGCGAGCUGCCGGAGUCUUACCAGGCUUACAGGAAGCAGCAGCACAGGUGGCACUCCGGCCCCAUGCAGCUCUUCCGCCUCUGCAUCCCGGCCAUCAUCAGGUCCAAGAUCCCGUUCUGGAAGAAGGCGAACCUGGUGAUGCUCUUCUUCCUGCUGCGCAAGCUGGUGCUGCCCUUCUACUCCUUCACGCUCUUCUGCGUGAUCCUGCCGCUCACCAUGUUCGUGCCGGAGGCGGAGCUGCCCAUCUGGGUCAUCUGCUACAUCCCGGUUCUCAUGUCGCUCCUCAACAUCAUGCCGGCGCCCAAGUCGUUCCCGUUCAUCAUCCCCUACCUCCUCUUCGAGAACACCAUGUCCGUCACCAAGUUCAACGCCAUGGUGUCCGGGCUGUUCCAGCUGGGGAGCUCCUACGAGUGGAUCGUCACCAAGAAGGCCGGCCGCACCUCGUCCGCCAACGACAUCCUCGCGAUGGCCGAGGCCGACGCCCACGCGCCGCUGCCGGCCAAGCUCGCGCGCCGCGUCUCCGAGGGCGGCCUCGAGGAGUGGAGCAGGCUCAGGGAACAGGAGGCCGCCGAGUGGGCCAACAAGGAGGACGCCGCCGCGUCUCUGGCUGCCGCCGCCGCCGCCGCGCCGGCCACGCCCAAGAAGAGCAGCAAGGCCAAGAAGCCCAACCGGAUCUUCAAGAAGGAGCUCGCGCUCGCGUGCCUCCUCCUCACGGCCGCCACGCGGAGCCUGCUCUCCAAGCAGGGGCUGCACUUCUACUUCCUGCUCUUCCAGGGCGUCACCUUCCUCGCCGUCGGCCUCGACCUCAUCGGCGAGCAGGUCAGCUAGCCGCCGCCGCCACAAGAAUAAAAACUUAAUUAGCGGCAGGCUCGCCAUGAACACGGGCCACAUGCACAGGCAGCCUCACAUGCACGCGUGCAGGUGUAACCAUCACCAUGGAAGGCGCAACUUCGAUGGAUGGAACGGAUUAAUUUUUAGACUUUCCUCUCUUAAUUUUAUUUAUCCUUAUGAUAUUUUUUUGUUCGGAGAUCAAAGAGUCUGUGUGGUGAACUCUACUCUUCUGUGCUCUAGCUAGUGCUUCUUUGUUGCUAGCUACUAGGGGAGGCAAGACGGUUGUUCAUUACAUUCAUAUAUCAGUACUACUCUAUGUAUUCAGUAGCCUCUUGUUUUCUUUCAACAUUACAUUAUGAUCGAUAUGGUGUAACAGAUACUUGUCAAUGGAUAAAUCAAUCUUGUAUGCUUCCAAA